ACGUCACGCGGACGUACGUCGUCGGGCUGCUGGAGAACUCGCGGCGAUGGCGACGACGGGGAUGCGGUGAAAAAACAAGGCUGGCCUCGGCUCGGACAUGACCGAUGUCUAUUUUAUCCAGAUUGUUCUGCUGCUUGUUCAUUGCAUGGGCUUCGGGUGACUCUUUGGGCCGCCUGGCUUCUCGACGGUCCGCUUCCCUGAUUUCCAUGUCUUACUUGUGAGAGUUUGCAAACAGGAUCACCGGGACUACCAAUUGUCUGUUCGUGAUUAUCUGAGACUGAUCCAGGCCGGAGUUCUUUGUUGGGUCACCCACACUCCUUCACCGGGGCCAUGGUCUUCUCUCUGCAGGAGGAGGAGGGGCAGCACAGCCUAGAGUGUAUCCAGGCCAAUCAGAUCUUCCCCAAGAAGUCUCCUGUCCUGGAAGAGGAAAACAUGCAGGUGCCCUUUCCAGAGCUGCAUGGGGAGUUCACGGAGUAUGUGGGGCGAGCAGAGGAUGCAAUCAUCGCAAUGUCCAGCUAUCGCCUGCAUAUAAAGUUCAAAGAGUCUGUCGUCAACAGUUGUUGUUGUGAGGUGUCAGUCCCUCUUCAGUUGAUUGAGACUGUGGAGUGUCGGGAUAUGUUCCAGCUUCAUGUCACCUGUAAGGACUGCAAAGUUGUCAGAUGCCAGUUCUCCACCUUUGAGCAGUGUCAGGAAUGGCUCAAACGCCUGAACGCAGUAGUGCGUCCUCCCUCUCGCUUGGAGGACCUCUUCUCCUUCGCCUUCCACGCCUGGUGCAUGGAGGUUUACGCUGGUGAGAAGGAGCAGCACGGCGAGCUGUGCAGACCAGGUGAACACGUGACCUCGUGGUUCAAGAACGAGGUGGAAAGGAUGGGCUUUGACACUCAAAAUGCUUGGAGGAUAUCUGACAUCAACAGCAAGUUCAGGCUCUGCCCCAGCUAUCCUCAGCAGCUCCUGGUGCCAGCCUGGAUCACUGACAAGGAGCUGGAAAAUGUGUCCGCCUUCCGCUCUUGGAAGAGGUUUCCUGCUGUGGUUUAUAGGCAUCUGAGCACAGGAGCAGUGAUCGCCCGCUGUGGCCAGCCAGAGGUCAGCUGGUGGGGCUGGAGGAACGCUGAUGAUGAGCAUCUGGUUCAGUCCAUUGCCAAGGCGUGCGCCGUGGACGGCAGCUUCCACAAACACCUGUCCAACGGCAGCUACACCAACGGCUCGGACCUGCCCGACACAGAUUUUGAAUCAUCCAUGACCAACAGCUCAGAGGUGGAAACACUUGCCAUUCAGCCCCACAAGUUGCUGAUCCUGGAUGCUCGGUCGUACGCCGCAGCCGUAGCUAACAGGGCCAAGGGAGGAGGCUGUGAAUGCCCAGAGUACUAUCCCAAUUGUGAGGUGGUGUUCAUGGGAAUGGCCAACAUCCACUCCAUUCGCAAGAGUUUCCAGGCUCUGCGUUUUCUCUGCACUCAGAUGCCUGAUCCAGCUAACUGGCUCUCUGCUCUGGAGAGCACCAAGUGGCUGCAGCACCUGUCUCUGCUGCUCAAGGCCGCCCUUCUGGUGGUGAAUGCGGUGGACCGAGACCACAGGCCUGUCUUGGUCCACUGCUCCGACGGCUGGGAUCGCACGCCUCAGAUUGUUGCUCUGUCCAAACUGCUUUUGGACCCAUACUACCGCACCAUUGAGGGCUUUCAGGUUUUGGUGGAGACGGAAUGGCUUGACUUUGGCCAUAAGUUUGCUGACCGCUGUGGCCACGGAGAAAAUUCAGAGGACCUGAAUGAGCGCUGCCCUGUCUUCCUGCAAUGGCUGGACUGUGUUCAUCAGCUCCAGAGGCAAUUCCCAUGCUCCUUUGAGUUUAACGAGGCCUUCCUGGUGAAGCUGGUGCAGCAUACAUACUCCUGUUUGUUUGGCACCUUCCUGUGUAACAGCGGGAAGGAGAGGGAGGACCGUCACGUGCAGGAGCGAACAUGCUCCGUGUGGUCACUGCUCAGACCAGCCAACCGCACGCUGAGGAACAUGCUGUACUCCUCCCACUCCGAGACCGUUCUCCACCCAGUGUGUCAUGUGCGGAACCUGAUGCUGUGGACGGCGGUUUAUUUGCCCAGCUCCUCCCCCACCACGCCCUCCGAUGACUCCUGCGCCCCCUACCCUGUCCCCGGUGCCAACUCGGAGGACGCGCCCCUGGGCAGGCGCACUAAAACCCGCUCUUUCGACAACUUGCCGAGUGCUUGUGAGCUGGGCAGCUCGUUGGCUCCCAAUCGUCGCUCCAGUGACCCGAGCCUCAACGAGAAGUGGCAGGACCACCGGCGUUCUCUGGAGCUCAACAUGGCGGUGGGGCCGGAGGGAGGGGGGAACCAGGACCCGGAGGUGCGUCCUAACGGAGUGGGGCCUUAUCCAGACGGACUGGACUCUAAGCUGGAGGACAGCCCGCAGUCCCAGGACUCGCAGGCUGAGUCUGUGAACGCAGCAGCAGCAGAGGAAGCAGAGGAGGCAGAACUCUCCGUGGCAGUGGGGGUGGCGGAGGGCCAAAUGGAGAAUAUUCUUCAGGAAGCCACAAAGGAGGAAGCAGGAGCUGAUGUGCAGAGAGAGGGCAAUGCCACUUUACAUAAUGUCUUAGCUGCUGUUGAUACAGAAAUGAAGGGGGAAGAAACAGUCGAGGAGGAGGAGCAUCAGAUCGCCAACGGGACUGAGAUUCAGAGAGAAGUAUUUAAUGGUCACCAUGCAGAAAAUGGCAGGACUGAAGCUGAAGAGGAAGGUGACAUUGCCUGUCAGAUUGCACAGAAAGAAGAGGUGCUGGAUCAUCAGGAAGUGGGUCAGACCCCUGAGGGCCUGGUGAAGAAUGUAGAGAACUCUUUGGUUGAAGAAGAGCUCGUGCAGGGACCCGUUGACCCCUGCUCAGAUGAGCCGGAGCAACCCGCGACCCACAGAACUAUAGCUAACGGCUUUGUGGACAGGUCACCCGAGGAGGAGCCAAGCGCAGACGAGAGUUGUCCUGACACUGAAUCUGACCACGGCGUUUCUGAGCAGAUGGACAAGAGGGCUUCCCUAAUGGAAAGCUCCACAGAGACUUUAACUGAAGAGGCCUGCAGCAGGUUGGAGCUUCCAGUACAACAUCCUGUUUGUAAAUACUAUCAGCCCUGCAGCGAUACCAGGAGCCAACUCCCCUGCUCCAGAAAAGAGAGAGGGUUGGAAACAGGUGAGCACGGCUUUAACAGAACUUUAAACGGGGGCAGCAAGCAGCCCUCUGUUAGUGCCUUUCAGUCAGCGAGUACAGACGUGAGCAGAGACGGGCUAUGUAACGGGGACAGCUCUGACGGAGAUCCCUGCGGGGGACCGCACUGGGCCAAAGGAAAUGGAGAGCGGGCACCUCUGAGUCGACAGGUGUCCCUAGCAAGCUGCAACUCCCUGAUCCUGCACUCGCGGGGCAGCUGCUCUCAGCACCGCUGGUGCCACGCCGUAUUGAGCCGCGCCACCGUCAGCCCGGAGCAGCCGUCCCGCAGCCACCUGGACGACGACGGGCUGACCCUGCACACCGACGCCAUCCAGCAACGGCUGAGGCAGAUCGAGGCAGGACAUCAGAUGGAAGUGGAGACCCUGAAGAAACAAGUGCAGGAGCUUUGGAGUCGACUGGAGAAUCAGCAGCGCACCGGCUCCCACAGGAUCAACGGAGAAAUGGGAGAUGAAGUGCAGACCUCAAUGACGGACUCGGAGUGCAACCUUGACCCCAACUGCUUGUCACGCUGCAGCACGGAGCUCUUCUCAGAGGCCAGCUGGGAACAGGUGGACAAGCAGGACACUGAGGUCACUCGCUGGUACCCCGAUCAUCUGGCCGCCCAAUGUUACGGCUGUGAGAGCAGGUUUUGGCUUGCCACAAGAAAGCACCACUGCAGUGGCAGGGAGCCUGUCCAGGAGGUCUGGAACUGCGGUAACGUGUUCUGCGCCAACUGUUGUGACCAGAAGAUCCCAGUGCCAAGCCAGCAGCUGUUCCAGCCCACCCGUGUCUGCAAGACCUGCUACGGCAGCCUGCACCUGGGCCUGGCUCCCCUGGACCUGGAGCUGGAGAAGCCCAUCGCUGCCAGCUCCAACUGAGGACCACCGGACCGGACGCGCUGCCCAGGAGCCCAGGAGCCACCCCAGAAUGUCUCAUGUACUUGUGCUUGUUGCAUACGUGGAGUUUAAUGUGUAUAUACAGAAAAUGAUGUGCUGGAGAAUCUGAGUGGUGGCCGUGCACAAGAGUGUGUGUGUGUGAAAGGAUUUCUCACUCGCAGGGUUUGUGGUGGCAGUGAGAGGUGAAAGUUGACAUCCUGGCUUCUUGGACCAGGCAGGAAGAGCAGGUCGUCUCACGGCGUUUGCUGAAGUCUUCUGAAGGACUUGGACUUGCGCCCCCCUCCCCCCCCAGCAAGGUUUCUGCUCAGACCUUCAUGUCUGAGCUCAAAGUGACGACUCUCCUCUGGAGGGUAAAGAGUGAAGGAAGUUAUCCUGGCAGAGCAGGGACGGUCUGUCUGACCUGCAGCUGUCGUCACUGACGGCAGGAAGGAAGGAAGGAAGGAAGUCUUGAAGGGUCAGUUCACUCAAAUGAGAGCACUUAUUCUCACUCUUCUGGUUCCAAACCAUGAAGAUCUGGUGUGAAGACUUUAAUCUGGAAGUGAUGCUAUUGACCAGCUUUGUUUGUCUUAGUGUGAGAUAUUUCAGAAAUUCUGAUUAGUGGUGAAGGUAAUCUCUGCUCAGUUGAAUAACUCGAGAAAAAAAAAUGAAGCUUUAAACUUUAACUUCCAAGAGUGAAAUUGUACUUUUUUAUUUUUUGUGAUAGCACCUUUUCCUUUCUAGUGCAGUUUAGCUUUUAAAGAACACUCGAUCCUAUGAUUUCCAGGGUUAUUGUAACAAAACCUCUUUUACCUGACUUCCCACAUGUCUAAAGCUGGGCGUUCCAGGUCGUGGGUGAGACUGGAUAAGCAACAGUUUAGUGUAUUUGUUUAGUGUAUCGGGUGAACUGAUCCCUCGACACGCCUUUGGCUGAAUCUCAGCUGGAUGAGUUUUACUGCUUCUGCUCGAGUGGAGGUUAAACUCAGCUUUCCACACAUGGUACAGCACUAUCAGUGUGUGUUUGGAGGUAAAACUUAAAGACACAAUGAGUUCAGUUGAGUAUCAGUGCAGACAGGAGAGUUUUCUGUUACGAUCCUUCAGAAUAUUGUCUUGCAGCGGCGAGCUUUUGCUGUUGAAACUCCUGCAGGUCUCGCUGGGUUUUUAUCAAGUCUUUAAAUCCUCCUGAAGUCGGUCAGCAACGCUUCCCUGAGACGCCCACUCUUUAGCACAACCGUUCAGUCACUGACCUCUGCACACGCCGACACACACUUUUUUUGUAAAAUAAAUGAAUAAAAUAAUAUAUUCAGAUACCUAUAUAGCAUUUAAGAAAGUGUAUAGAAUCCUUAAAUAGUGGCUCACUUAAUCGGUCACUAUUUUUUUUUAUUGCUUUGUCUUUUGUUGAUAAUUGCAGAAAAUACCUAUAUUUUGCAAGCUGUUGGAAAUGUUUUUUUUUUCUUUUUAUAGAGAAGCAGGUUGUCCUGUUUUGAUGCUGCAGUGGUUUUCCCUUUUCAAAUGCGAUCAUUAUUUGGACUUUAUUUAUUGAGGUUUCGUUGUUGAAUUGCUGUUAAAAAUCCGUAUAACUCAGUUGCCACAGGAUAAUCAGUGUUUGAGAGGAACAAGAGACUGUGGCUGCGGCGACCGUCCUCCAGGACGCCUGCGAGAGACGCCUGCGUCCUCCAGGACGCCCUGCGUCCUCCAGGCCAGGCGGGGUGGGUGGAUGGAUGGACGGAUCCCCAGUUACGAGGAGGAGGGCGUAGGUGCCGCCUCUCAUCAGCUUGAGGGAAACGGUGGUCCAACACUAGCAGCCUCAACACCCCCCCCAGAAUCGCACACAAACAUUACUCCAUUCAAACCAUGUACAAACACUACCUCUACUUCACAUGUUCAUGCACACGCACACACCCCCACACACGCUGAGCUUGUAGUUGCUGAGUGACUAGUUUUUUUUCAGAUUCCUCACAAGGCCUUUUGUUUUUGUGCAGAUUUCUGUUGAUUUUAAAAGUACAGCACUUAAGCAUAGAUUAGGAUCGUAAAGAUGAUUAUUUUGGUGAGAUUGCUGAUCAGUUUAGUUUAUUUUAUGACUCCCCCCCCCCACCCAUCAGCGCACCACGUGACAAGGUCCUGACCAUCAGAUGAAAGUUAACAGGAUUUAAUCACUGAUUGAUUUAAAAGACUGAGUCCUGCGUGAAGCCGACGCCCAUCUGAACCUCCCUCGGGAUUAAUAAAGUAUCUAUCUAUCCGAGACGCGCUCCUCUUAUCCAACAAUCCACUAAUGUGAAUUAUUCAAACUGCAAAAAAAUGAUUUUUUUUUAUUUUUAAUUUUUUUUUGGCACUUGACAUUCAGUAGACGGCCAGAGAGCUGGCCGUGCGUGAGAGGGUCCAGUGACGUGCCUGUCAGCCGACACGCAUGUUGCUGUAUGUUGUUUUUUUUUUUAAUUCUCCCUUUUCUUUAAUUAGUUCUGUUCAUCUGCAGAUGUUGUAUUUCCCUCCGCUCACGCUGACACUAUCGGAAGCUUCACUGCAUCGGCCCAGUAAUCACUGUGUGUGUGUUUGUGUGCGUGUAUCGAGCAAGUGUGCGUGUGCGCAUGUCUCUCUGGUCGGAGACUGGUGCCAAGCAGUUUUAUUAAGGGUCUCACGCAAAGGGAUCAGUCGUGUUUCCGUUUGACUUUCCUCCUCUUUUUUUUUUUCUUCCUUUCUUUCCUCUUUUUGAUAAAGCACUUUGAACCUUCUCCUGUCUGUCAGAGGAGUGUGUAGCUGUACAUAGCCGUUUCCUGUAACAAGUGCCCCUUGUUCAGUCUGAAUAUUUUGUUUUGUUGGAUUUACUUUACAGAGCAUUACCUUUUGUUGUAGAAUUAAAGGAGAAUAAACUAGGAAA
Cololabis saira (Pacific saury) is the source of this 6940-nucleotide messenger RNA. RefSeq names its product myotubularin related protein 3 (gene mtmr3). The record is from RefSeq and is a predicted model, not a curated record. Bases 331 to 4071 code for a protein of 1246 amino acids. The transcript has 22 exons. Gene Ontology annotation, biological process: regulation of autophagy; dephosphorylation. Lineage: Eukaryota; Metazoa; Chordata; Actinopteri; Beloniformes; Belonidae. Gene Ontology annotation, molecular function: phosphatidylinositol-3,5-bisphosphate 3-phosphatase activity; protein phosphatase binding; metal ion binding.